AUGAAGUACUGACUGAAAAGCUCAGAGUUUAUUGUAAAUACAAUCUUCAUAAACAGAAUGACUGACCUUUUUGUUGCUGCAGAUUAAUGUUUGCAUCACUAGAAUGGAUGGAAAGGAGGAGUUUGCCAUUGAACCUAAGAUUACAGGGGAGCAGCUGCUUUACAAGGCCGCCAAGACAAUCGACCUGCGUGAGAUCUGGUUCUUUGGACUUCAGUUUAUUCAUAGAAAAGGAUCCACAAGGUGGCUAGGGCUUAAAAAGAAGGUAAUCUCUCAAGAUGUAAAGAAAGAGAGCCCCCUGCAAUUUAAACUCAGAGUUCGGUUUUAUCCACUGGAUACAGAAAAGGAGCUGAUCCAAAACAUCACCAGGAAGCUUUUCUUCCUGCAGGUGAAGGAGGACAUUCUCUCAGGAAAUAUCUGCUGCCCUCCAGAUAUUGCAGAGCUCUUGACCUCCUGUGCAGAAAUGUAUGAGCAGCACAACAAAGAAGAGGCUGUGAUCGAGUAUCUAAAAAUCGCACAAGGUCUGGCGAUGUUUGGUGUUACUUACUUUGAGAUUAAGGACAAGGCUGGCAGAGAGCUGUGGCUGGGAGUGGAUCUACAAGGUAUUAAAGUCUAUCCAAAGGAAAACAGGGUCACCCCUACAACUCGAUUACGAUGGAAUGACAUGAGAAACCUAAGUUACUCUAACAAGGAGUUUACCAUCAAGCUCACGGAUGAGAAAUUUCCUGAUUUGAAAUAUACCCUACAGUACAGCCAUGUAGCCAAGAGCCUCCUAAACCUCUGUUUGGGAAACCACUCCUUGUGCAUGCGUCACGAAACUAAGAGUGUGGAUGUCCAGCAGCUCAGGGCUCAGGCAAAAGAACAGAGUCCAUGGAAGAAACAAGCAAAGUCAGGGCUAAACUAAUCUCACAUUGAAUCUGUUUCGAAAGACUAAUUAGGUCAUUAAUUUUUAUAAAGCUUUGCUCUCCUUACUCGUGGUCACAGGCAUAAAUGUAGAAUUCAGAAUUCAAUUAAAUAAUCAAAGGGCCUGAUCUGCAAAAGGUUGAUGUGAAUACAAAUGUGCAAACUGGAUUGGAUGUAAAAAGCUGAUCUACUAGAAAGGUGUAAAUCCAGUGACCUGAGUAAAAUUAGCAUCACAGUGGGCUCAACCUGUCUGCAAAAAGGAUUGCAGUGAGACCUGGUGGUGGGCUGGGUAUGAUGGAAGGGGAGGACUUUGCAGACCUAAGCGAGUAGUGAGGGUCUGCUGGGAACGUCAUGUUGCGCUCUUGGCCAUGGAUGUGUUCCACUGAUGUACUCUUGAAGAUGUGUGGUCUAUAGGAGUACGGAGUCAGAAGCCAUAUACUAGGGGCUAUCCAGUUUCUGUAAGUGGAGCAGGGGUUCAGUCUACAUUACCGGCAUUAAGUCUUGUUUCCGGUGCUGAACUGCCCUUUGUCGAGGUCUUCACCUAACCUUUAUGAACAGGAUUUCUAGGUGCAGCCAAGGGCCAUAGGAGGUCUGCUUUAGGGACCAGCUGAUUUUGUCCCUUUUUUUGCUGAAAAUGUGGUUCUGCUGACUCCCUCCUGCCAAGACCUAUGGCAUGCACUGGGUGGUUCGCAGUUGAGUGUGAAAAGGCUGGGAUGAGAAUGAACUCCUCCAAGUCUGAGGCCAUGGUUCUCGACGGGAAAAAGGUGGCUUGUCACCUUCAGGUUGGAGAGUUCCUGCCUCAAGGGGAGGAGUUAAAGUAUCUUAGGGCCAUGUUCACAGGAGAGGGAAGAAUACAGCAGGGGAUCGAUAGACUGAUCUGUGCGGCUGCUGCUAAACUGAAUAUGCUGCAUUGGUAUGUUGUGGUAAAGAGAGAUGAGCAAAGAUGCAAAGCUCUCGAUUUACAGGUCGGUCCACAUUCCCACCUUCAUCUACCGUCAUGAAAUUUGGAUCAUGACCGAAAGAAUGAGACAGAGGAUAAAAGCGGCUGAAAUUAGUAUUCUCAGCAGUGUGGCUGAGCUCUCCCUCAGAGAUAGGGUGAGUGGCUCUGUCUUUCGAGAGAGGCCGGGAGUAGAGCUGCUCUCCUCCACAUCGAAAAGAGUUAGCUGAGGUGAUUCAGACAUCUUAUUUGGUCUGGAGGUGUUCCAGGCAAUUCCCAAUAAGAGGAGGCCAAGAGGACGGCCCAGGACAAGCAGGAGGGACUUCUCCAAGCAGAGCUGGAGGAGGUGUCUACAGAGAGCAAAAUCUCUGCUGCGGUUGCUUCCCCCACGACUUGGUCCCCGGAAAAAGCGGAUAAAGAGGAAGACAACGUUACAUGGAAAGACAUGGAAAAAUUAACCCAAAACAACAAGCUGCAAUGUGGAAGAAAAGGAUAGCCUAAUUAUGAUAUACAUUUCUUUAUAUUUGAACAUUUAUACUUUAGAGAGACAGAUUUUAUUUGUCAUUUUGUGUACACAAGUGUAAAACAAAAAGAAAUUUCGUUUGGUAACAGCUCACUGGACAAUUUCAUCUUUUUUAAACUGCAGUCUUGAAAAAUAGUAGAAAUUACUCUAAAUUUACAGUUCCAACUUUUUGUUUUUGUUUUGCUAUCUGAGAUUUAUUAACCCAAUCAAGCUAUGAGACAGAUUUUAGUCAAUGUAUGUUUUCUUGAUUUUGUGGUCCUUACUGUAAUUUGGCCGGGACACGGAACAUUAAACUUAACCAAAACAUGUUCAGUUUUAUGCAAACACAUUUACGAUAUUAAAUUCUAGUCAAUUCAUUAUCUAAAAAGCGAGGCAGUUAUUUAUUUUAAAUUUUUACAGAGGACCAGGUUCAUAUGAAUAUCUUUUAUCCCCCUCAUGAUGUAAAUCAUUUUAAAAAAUGCUUUUUGUGACAGUUUUUUUAUCUUGGCGAAAGAGUUACUUGAUUAUCUGAACAAUUUGGACAUGAGAAAUAAUGAUGUAAUUUAUCGUAAUAUAUCCCAAUAUAUUAACAAAUACGAUAUAUUGUGUUUUUUAAAUAAUAAUAUAGCUCUAGAGAAUCUAACAGGAUCUUGUGGUCCUCGACUAAGGCAGGUGCAAAGCAACUGAAUAAUAGGCUCUUGGGUGAUGUGUUGCCAACUAGUGGAUGGAGGUUUGGUAGUAUUCCAAAAAUAACACAAUGAAAUAGAUGUUUGCCAAAAUUUUUUUAUGUUUAAGAUCUAUUUGGCUGUAUAUUAAAUCAAACUAAAAAAACAUGGUGAUAUGUUUUAAAUUGGAGCACAUAUUAUCUAAUCAAAAAGAUAU
Molecule: messenger RNA, 3221 nt
Organism: Cyprinodon variegatus (sheepshead minnow)
Lineage: Eukaryota; Metazoa; Chordata; Actinopteri; Cyprinodontiformes; Cyprinodontidae
Product: moesin-like
Exons: 6
Coding region: 104-901 (265 amino acids)
Biological process (GO): regulation of organelle assembly; regulation of cell shape; positive regulation of protein localization to early endosome
Cellular component (GO): filopodium; cytoskeleton
Molecular function (GO): actin binding; cell adhesion molecule binding
Source: RefSeq, a predicted model, not a curated record